This is a messenger RNA of Carassius auratus (goldfish), 3291 nucleotides long. RefSeq names its product tyrosine-protein kinase SRK2-like. The record is from RefSeq and is a predicted model, not a curated record. Bases 419 to 1966 code for a protein of 515 amino acids. Gene Ontology annotation, biological process: protein phosphorylation. Gene Ontology annotation, molecular function: protein binding; ATP binding; protein tyrosine kinase activity. The transcript has 8 exons. Lineage: Eukaryota; Metazoa; Chordata; Actinopteri; Cypriniformes; Cyprinidae.
AUUAGGGUGUCCUGGUCUGAGGGCGUAGGCUAUUGAAGAAACAAACCUGUCUCACAAUCCAGUAUUUGUUUACGAGCUCGUCGACAUUCAAACAUUCUCAACAAACGUUUCUGUAACACGGCACUGACUGGACCGAGGAGCGGGGAAUGAUCUUGAACUUUGUCAGGGGGAUGUGACCAGGAAAUGCGAACAGAUUUUUGACUGCAAGCAAUAAAUCGCCUGUUUUACUGUCGACAGGGCUGUGCUAUCUCGUGUCACCGGUCCAAGGGUUUUCACAAGCUCACAGAAUGGACGACACGCUUCGUCUCGGGUUCACGCUAAAUUUAUUGUAAUGAAAUAUACCCUAUGAUCACGGAAAUGCGACAUACUGCUUCGUUUUAACCUGAUAAAACACAAGAGACUGGUGAACAACUUCAGGAUGGAGGAUUUCAGACAGAGGUUCAUGCUGUGCUGUCAAAGUACUUUCCCGUGUUUCAGAGACCCGGCGAACAACACCUCAUCUGGCACCGAGAAACGGGAUAUUAAAGUGAUUGUAAACGAAGAUGCCGCGAAAAGGGCGAACAUGGCAUUACCUCCGACACCUGGGGAGAAACCCGGCUAUGUUUACGUUGCGCUGUACGACUACACGGCUCGCACGGAGGAUGAUUUAAGCUUUAACGCUGGGGAUAAACUGGAACCACUCCGCAAAGAGGAAGACUGGUGGUACUCGAGAGGGAUCACCGGGAUUUCGGCGAACAAAGAGGGCUACAUUCCUGCGAAUUAUGUUGCAGCCAUAGAAAGCCUCGAUGCUGAACCAUGGUAUUUUCCAGAAACAAAGCGCUUGGAGGCUGAGAAGAUGUUGUCAUCUCAAGAGAACAAGAAUGGAGCUUUUCUAAUCAGAAACUGUGAAAGCCAGCAAGGGGAGCUUUCACUCUCAGUGCUGGACAACGGAAAAGUGAAGCAUUAUAAGAUCAGAAAGAUGGAGAAUGGCGGCUACUUCGUGUCAAAGACUCAAACUUUUUUCACACUGAGAGAUCUAGUGGAGCACUACUCCAGAAAUGAGGAUGGCCUCUGUGUUUGUUUGGCAGAACCCUGCAAAAAAUUAAUGGCUCCAGAGACACAUGGCCUUUCUUACAACACUGUGGAUCAAUGGGAGAUCCCGCGCUCCUCUUUAAAACUCUCAAAGAAGUUGGGAGCAGGGCAGUUUGGCGAGGUCUUUGAAGGCAUUUGGAAUGACAGCACAGCCGUAGCUGUCAAAACACUCAAGCCAGGAACUAUGGAUCCAAAAGACUUCCUCCGAGAAGCUCAGAUCAUGAAGAAACUCCGUCAUGUCAAAUUGAUCCAGCUCUAUGCUGUCUGCACUAAAGAAGAGCCCAUCUACAUCGUCACAGAGUUAAUGAGCCACGGGAGCCUUCUAGAAUACCUGCAAAAAGACAGAGGUGCUUCUCUCCAAAUGUCUGAUCAGAUAGAAAUGGGAGCACAAGUGGCAUCAGGCAUGGCAUACCUUGAGUUGCAGAACUACAUUCACAGAGAUCUUGCAGCAAGAAACGUUCUGGUGGGAGAUAACAAUGUGUGCAAAGUGGCCGACUUUGGCUUGGCACGAGUAUUCCAGAUGGAAAAUGAGAAUGUUUAUGAGGCCAAGGAAGGAUCCAAGUUUCCAGUGAAAUGGACUGCUCUUGAGGCCAUCCACGAGAACAAAUUCACCAUCAAAUCUGACGUCUGGUCUUUUGGGAUCCUACUGUAUGAAAUUGUGACGUUUGGACAGAUGCCUUACCCAACCAUGACAAACUAUCAGGUGGUACAACAGUUGCCCAAAGGCUACAGGAUGCCAUGCCCUCCUAACUGCCCAACAUAUUUGUAUGACAUCAUGUCUGAAUGCUGGAAGGACUCCCCUGCAGACAGACCCACCUUUGAAACUCUGCAGUGGAAACUCGAGGAAUACUUUGAAAUGGAUGUCAGCUCUUACGAUGAUGCAAACCGCUACUAAAAGACACAACUGCUUAUAAAUGUAAUGUAACUGCAAAUGAGCCAAGAGCAGAGUUUCAAUGAGCAGGUCUGAGAUGCUGUUUUUAGUAUCAAAUGAACCAAAAGUCUUUAUGUGCUCUCAGUGCAUACAGUGUGUACUCAUCAAGAGUUUUCAUAUCUACAAACUGCAUAAGGCAAAGCUCAAGUAUGUAAUUAUUUGGAUGUAAUCCCAUUCUUAAUCCCAUUCUGGAUUAAUUUGCAGAAACAACUGUAGGUAACCUGUUCAUUGGUUGUUUGCCCUGGAAAGUGCUUUCGAAAAAAAUUGCUCUGCUGGUUUUAAAGGGGUCAUAUGAAAUUGAACACAUCUGAAUAUUUGGGUUGACCUGUUCUGGAACAGUGUUGUAAAUACAGCUGACGUCUAGUUGUCUCCUCUUCAAACAAAGUAGUUUUGCUUUCACAAUGAAACACAGCAUCUCGAUGACAUGGCGGCAGCAACUUUCUUUUUGAACAUUUGGGCGGUGUUAUGCAAAUCUUCCCACACUGUGAUGGAGACGUGUGGGUGUGUUUAAAUGAGUCGUUUUAGGAGGGUGUGGUUGACACUUCACUUUUAUAAAGAAUAUCUUUUUGGGUUUGAGACUUUAGUCUUUGCCACUUUAGGGGACCUAAUCCAGGUAAACUUGAAAUUGCAUCAUAUGACCCCUUUAAUAUUGUGCUCAAAGAUAUUGGAUAUUGUAUCAAUAGCAGGAUUAUGUGGCGGCACUAGAUUCUGCCGACCAGUGACAAACUGGAGAAUGGUUGCAAUGGAAACCAGUCAAUUUAUGCAGUUCUAUCUACUCCAUUGACACAUAUUUUGCUUAAUUCACAGCAUAAUUCAGCUUUGAAUCAAAUAUAUUCUGAGCUUUCUGAUUAUUUCCUUUUAACAUUCUUCCAUUUAGUCAGUGGAGAUAUAGUUCUGUCUGUAUUUGCUGCUGUGUGAAUGCUGUAUGCCAUCAUGGUGGUUUAGUGUCACUUGACUUGCACUCAUGCUGGUGCCAUGAAACUGAAACUACUGAGGAAUAAAUAUAAAGAGCCUGGGCGAUACAGUGUAUCCAGAUUAACCAGUUUUACGUCAAGUAGUAAAUGAGUCGCUGUCAGACUAACAGCAUUACUUGUUUAAAGAGAGGAAUGCUCAGAAUCCACUACGUACAUUUGCUCAAAGUAUUAAGCAAUAUGGAAAAGUGCACAUUGAGACUAGAUUUUCAGUCAAGCCUCAGUGAAAACUGUAAUUUUUUAUAAUUAGAUGUAUUGUACAGUCACAGUGAUUUUAAAAUACAUUUUGGGUUUAAAUACAGCUUUGAUGUUAAUUUA